Molecule: messenger RNA, 3288 nt
Organism: Pelobates fuscus (common spadefoot toad)
Lineage: Eukaryota; Metazoa; Chordata; Amphibia; Anura; Pelobatidae
Product: vomeronasal type-2 receptor 26-like
Exons: 7
Coding region: 1-3288 (1095 amino acids)
Biological process (GO): G protein-coupled receptor signaling pathway
Cellular component (GO): plasma membrane
Molecular function (GO): G protein-coupled receptor activity
Source: RefSeq, a predicted model, not a curated record
AUGGGACAUAACUGUCCCCUCACCCAGAGUUAUUUAAAUCUUCUUGUUUUUAUUUUUGCCAUCGAGAAAAUGAAUACAAUGAAACUCAUUUUGCGAAAUAUCACACUGGGAUAUCAUAUAUUUGAUUCAUGUACAGAUGCAAGGAAAGCUGUAAAAGGUGUUCUGCAGAUUCUCUCUGGGCCAAGAAAGACCGUCCCUAAUUAUUCCUGUAUGGAUCGGAACAAACUAAUAGGUUUGAUUGGUGAUCACCAUUCAAUAACAACAAUCCCUUUAGCUCAGAUUUUGAGUGUGUAUGGCUAUUCACAGAUUAGUUAUGGGACAACAGACUAUGUUCUAAAUGAUAGACAUCUUUAUCCAAACUUUUUCAGAAUGCUUCAAAAUUACCAUGUCUAUUAUAAAAUUAUUUGCCAGCUUCUGAAGCACUUUGGCUGGACUUGGGUUGGAAUAGUGGCAUCAUAUGAUGAUACUGGAGAGACAGAAGAACUGGCUUUGAAGAAGUAUAUGGCUUAUUAUGGUAUUUGUAUGGCAUUUAAGUUGAAACUGAGUAAUUAUGCAUUAAGUCAUGCACCAGAAAAGACAAUGAGAGAAGUACAGGCUGUACAAAAUUCAUCUGCAAAUGUUAUCAUAGUUUUUGGCUCAGCUAAUUAUAUAGUUCUUAAGACAUUAGUAAUUGGACGUGACAUAUUCAAAGACAAGACAUUUGUUUUUCCUCCUUCCUGGAUGUCUAACGAUAUUCUGACAGAUUAUUCUAUAAACAUUUUUGAAGGAAGCUUGUACAUUGAACUCUAUCCUCUACCGUUACCUGAUUCUGGACGUUUUUUUGAAUAUAUACAUCCCUCAAAACGGCCAAAUGACAAACUUCUUGAAAAUAUAUGGAAAGCAGAAUUGAAAUGUUUGUCACCAAAUGCCUCUAAGAACAGAUUUUAUGAAACUGUCUAUGGAACCACUCUUAGAAAAUGUACUGGAAAGGAACCCUCAAUAAAUGCUAAAGAAAAUCUGCAUCGGGGAGUUACUCCUCGGGUGUAUUUUGCAGUCUUGGCCAUGUGUUCUGCUUUGCAAAGAUAUCUUAAAAUGCAUUUUUUUGGUGUAUCAGACAUGACGGUAUGGGAAGCUCAUAAAAGCGUCAUCAGAGGCCACCUCAUCAGAAUAGCCACCCAAAGAAAGAAAAACGCUAGCCGCCAGAUCAUGGAUCUCACACAGAAGAUCGGCGACCUGGAAUCAACCCAUAAACACGACCAACAGGAGCAGACCUACAGAGAACUAAUCUCCACCGGAAGGCAACUGGCAGAGCUACUUGAACGCAAUCACGCCAGAACGGUACAACGAUCGAGGGUAUUAUUUUACAGACACGCUAAUAAAGGGGGCAAACUCCUCGCACGGAUGCUGAGAGGCACGCAACAUAGGGCACAAGUUCACACCAUCCGAACGGCACAGGGCAAUACCAAACAGUUCCCAAAGGAAAUCGCAGACGAAUUUGAGAAAUUCUACACGAAGUUGUACAACACACGAGGAGGUGAUGACAAACAAUCCCCGACCACUAGACGGGCGGCCACAACCGCAUACCUGACCAACUUACAACAACACACCAUCACACCGGAGGAAGCAGAGGAAUUAGACUCUCCCAUCACCGAGGAGGAAAUACGGCAGGCACUAAAAACAGCAAAAACGGGGAAAGCCCCGGGACCAGACGGCUUCCCGGUGGAAUACUUUAAGAAACUCGGACACAUACUGAUACCGUACUUGACCAAGGCGCUCAACGGCAUAAGAGACGGACACGCCUUCCACAGGGAAACAUUGGCAGCCACCAUCACAGUGAUCCCCAAACCGGGGAAGAACACUGAACAAGUGGGCAACUACUGCCCAAUAUCGCUCCUCAACACAGACGUCAAACUCUUCUCCAAAAUCCUGGCUCGGAGACUUCAAACCCAGAUGACACGAUUAAUACACCCUGACCAGACAGACUUCAUACCAGGAAGAGAAGCCAGGGACUGCACCCUACGGCUGUUCGCCAUACAACACCUGGCCAAACGAACAAGGUUGAGAAUGCUGCUGCUCUCCAUGGAUGCGGAGAAAGCAUUUGAUAGGGUGGAUUGGAGCUUCAUGAUGGAAACACUACGUUCCACGGGUUUGGGCAUGGACAGUGGGUCUGAAAAAGAAACUAUUGUGGGCUUAUACACUGAAUGGCAAUCCAUAGAUCAGCAGCUCUUCAUUAUCUCCUCAAAGAUAAAAUGGAGCAACACACGCAAUCAGAUGCCAAGGUCUCAAUGCACAGAGAGCUGUUUUCCAGGCUUUAGGAACAUAUCAAGGAUUGGAGGAGACAUCUGUUGUUAUGAUUGUGUCCCGUGUGGAGAGGGAGAAAUAUCCAAUAUAUCUGACAGCGAGGAAUGCAUCAAAUGCACAGAAGAUGAAUGGCCCAAUGAAUGGAAGGAUCAGUGUAUUCCUAAAGUGGUGGAAUUUCUGUCUUACGAUAACGAUGUAAUUUCAGCUGUUUUCUCUUUUUUUUCACUUUUACUCUUCCUUAUAACAAUCGUGGUAUUAGUCAUUUAUAAUUUAUUCAAAGACACUGCAAUUGUUAAAGCCAAUAAUAGGAACCUCAGCUUCAUCCUCCUGGUCUCCAUCAUGUUGAGCUACCUCUGUGUAUUUCUGUUCCUCGGACGUCCUGUGGAUAUAACCUGCAUGCUGCGUCAAUGCACUUUUGCCAUCAUCUUCUCAAUCGCAAUUUCUUGUAUAUUGGGGAAGACUGUCAUGAUCUACAUUGUUUUCAAAGCAUCUAAACCCGGCAGUGCUUGGAGAAAGUGGGUCAAUGUAAAAGUGUCCAAUUCAGUAGUUUUGAUUUUCUCAUCAAUUCAAAUUAUAAUUAAUAUUACAUGGCUGAUUAUCUUGCCUCCAUUUCAGGAGCUAGAUAAACAUUCUUAUUCAGAAAAGAUCAUCGUUCAGUGUAAUGAAGGUUCAGUUAUUGCCUUCUACUCUGUCCUGGGUUAUAUGGGGUUCCUGGCAGCUGUUAGUUUCCUAAUAGCUUUCGUAGCCAGGACAUUACCAGACAGUUUUAAUGAAGCCAAGUACAUCACCUUCAGCAUGCUGGUGUUCUGCAGUGUUUGGAUUGCAAUGAUCCCGGCCUAUCUGAGCACCAAAGGGAAACACAUCAUUGCUGUAGAGAUAUUUGCCAUAUUGACCUCAAGUUCCGGACUUUUAGGAUGUAUAUUUUUCCCCAAAUGCUAUCUAAUUUUGUUUAGGCCAGAAAUAAAUACAAAAGCAUAUUUGCUUGGAUGUAGAACUAAAGUAAUGUAA